This is a messenger RNA of Symphalangus syndactylus (siamang), 7752 nucleotides long. RefSeq names its product interleukin 6 cytokine family signal transducer (gene IL6ST). The record is from RefSeq and is a predicted model, not a curated record. Gene Ontology annotation, biological process: cytokine-mediated signaling pathway. Gene Ontology annotation, cellular component: external side of plasma membrane; signaling receptor complex; membrane. Lineage: Eukaryota; Metazoa; Chordata; Mammalia; Primates; Hylobatidae. Gene Ontology annotation, molecular function: cytokine receptor activity; cytokine binding.
GCAGCCACCGGAAUCCGGGACGCGGGGAGCCGCGUUACGGGAAUCGCUACCUCUCGGAAUCCCGCCCCCUCGUCGACGGGCGGCCGCUGGACCAAUGCCUGGGCGCAAAGGGUCUCUCAGGGGCCAAUCAGCGCCUAGGUCCCGGUAGGGGGCGGGGCGCAGCCGUGGCCGGCCGGGGGCGCAGCUGGGCGGGAUUGGGGAGCGUCCCGCCCCGCCGCGGGACUGGGGUGGCGCGCUACCUCUGCGGAGAAGGAUCCGCGAGUGUUCGGGAGCCGGGGCGAGCAGCCAGAAGGCCCGCGGAGCCGCGCUGGGCCGCCCCGGCGCAGCUGUACCGGGGGCCGCGCCUGCCAGGCCAACGGGUCUGGCCCAGCCUGGCGCCAAGGGGUUCGUACGCUGUGGAGACGCAGAGGGUCGAGGCGGCGCGGCCUGAGUGAAACCCAAUGGAAAAAGCAUGACAUUUAGAAGUAGAAGACUUAGCUUCAAAUCCCUACUCCUUCACUUACUAACUUUGUGAUUUGGAAAUAUCCGUGCAAGAUGUUGACGUUGCAGACUUGGCUAGUGCAAGCCUUGUUUAUUUUCCUCACCACUAAAUCUAUGGGUGAACUUCUAGAUCCAUGUGGUUAUAUCAGUCCCGAAUCUCCAGUUGUACAACUUCACUCUAAUUUCACUGCAGUUUGUGUGCUAAAGGAAAAAUGUAUGGAUUAUUUUCAUGUAAAUGCUAAUUACAUUGUCUGGAAAACAAACCAUUUUACUAUUCCUAAGGAGCAAUAUACUAUCAUAAACAGAACAGCAUCCAGUGUCACCUUUACAGAUAUAGCUUCAUUAAAUAUUCAGCUCACUUGCAACAUUCUUACAUUCGGACAGCUUGAACAGAAUGUUUAUGGAAUCACAAUAAUUUCAGGCUUGCCUCCAGAAAAACCUAAAAAUUUGAGUUGCAUUGUGAAUGAGGGAAAGAAAAUGAGGUGUGAGUGGGAUCGUGGAAGGGAAACACACUUGGAGACAAACUUCACUUUAAAAUCUGAAUGGGCAACACACAAGUUUGCUGAUUGCAAAGCAAAACGUGACACCCCCACCUCAUGCACUGUUGAUUAUUCUACUGUGUAUUUUGUCAACAUUGAAGUCUGGGUAGAAGCAGAGAAUGCCCUUGGGAAGGUUACAUCAGAUCAUAUCAAUUUUGAUCCUGUAUAUAAAGUGAAGCCCAAUCCGCCACAUAAUUUAUCAGUGAUCAACUCAGAGGAACUGUCUAGUAUCUUAAAAUUGACAUGGACCAACCCAAGUAUUAAGAGUGUUAUAAUACUAAAAUAUAACAUUCAAUAUAGGACCAAAGAUGCCUCAACUUGGAGCCAGAUUCCUCCUGAAGACACAGCAUCCACCCGAUCUUCAUUCACUGUCCAAGACCUUAAACCUUUUACAGAAUAUGUGUUUAGGAUUCGCUGUAUGAAGGAAGAUGGUAAGGGAUACUGGAGUGACUGGAGUGAAGAAGCAAGUGGGAUCACCUAUGAAGAUAGACCAUCUAAAGCACCAAGUUUCUGGUAUAAAAUAGAUCCAUCCCAUACUCAAGGCUACAGAACUGUGCAACUGGUGUGGAAGACAUUGCCUCCUUUUGAAGCCAAUGGAAAAAUCUUGGAUUAUGAAGUGACUUUAACAAGAUGGAAAUCACAUUUACAAAAUUACACAGUUAAUGCCACAAAACUGACAGUAAAUCUCACAAAUGAUCGCUAUGUAGCAACCCUAACAGCAAGAAAUCUUGUUGGCAAAUCAGAUGCAGCUGUUUUAACUAUCCCUGCCUGUGACUUUCAAGCUACUCACCCUGUAAUGGAUCUUAAAGCGUUCCCCAAAGAUAACAUGCUUUGGGUAGAAUGGACUACUCCAAGAGAAUCUGUAAAGAAAUAUAUACUUGAGUGGUGUGUGUUAUCAGAUAAAGCACCCUGUAUCGCAGACUGGCAACAAGAAGAUGGUACCGUGCAUCGCACCCAUUUAAGAGGGAACUUAGCAGAGAGCAAAUGCUAUUUGAUAACAGUUACUCCAGUAUAUGCUGAUGGACCAGGAAGCCCUGAAUCUAUAAAGGCAUACCUUAAACAAGCUCCACCUUCCAAAGGACCUACUGUUCGGACAAAAAAAGUAGGGAAAAACGAAGCUGUCUUAGAGUGGGACCAACUUCCUGUUGAUGUUCAGAAUGGAUUUAUCAGAAAUUAUACUAUAUUUUAUAGAACCAUCAUUGGAAAUGAAACUGCUGUGAAUGUGGAUUCUUCCCACACAGAAUAUACAUUGUCCUCUUUGACUAGUGACACAUUGUACAUGGUACGAAUGGCAGCAUACACAGAUGAAGGUGGGAAGGAUGGCCCAGAAUUCACUUUUACUACCCCAAAGUUUGCUCAAGGAGAAAUUGAAGCCAUAGUCGUGCCUGUUUGCUUAGCAUUCCUAUUGACAACUCUUCUGGGAGUGCUGUUCUGCUUUAAUAAGCGAGACCUAAUUAAAAAACACAUCUGGCCUAAUGUUCCAGAUCCUUCAAAGAGUCAUAUUGCCCAGUGGUCACCUCACACUCCUCCAAGGCACAAUUUUAAUUCAAAAGAUCAAAUGUAUUCAGAUGGCAAUUUCACUGAUGUAAGUGUUGUGGAAAUAGAAGCAAAUGACAAAAAGCCUUUUCCAGAAGAUCUGAAAUCACUGGACCUGUUCAAAAAGGAAAAAAUUAAUACUGAAGGACACAGCAGUGGUAUUGGGGGGUCUUCAUGCAUGUCAUCUUCUAGGCCAAGCAUUUCUAGCAGUGAUGAAAAUGAAUCUUCACAAAACACUUCGAGCACUGUCCAGUAUUCUACCGUGGUACACAGUGGCUACAGACACCAAGUUCCGUCAGUCCAAGUCUUCUCAAGAUCCGAGUCUACCCAGCCCUUGUUAGAUUCAGAGGAGCGGCCAGAAGAUCUACAAUUAGUAGAUCAUGUAGAUGGCAGUGAUGGCAUUCUGCCCAGGCAACAGUACUUCAAACAGAACUGCAGUCAGCAUGAAUCCAGUCCAGAGAUUUCACAUUUUGAAAGGUCAAAGCAAGUUUCAUCAGUCCAUGAGGAAGAUUUUGUUAGACUUAAACAACAGAUUUCAGAUCAUAUUUCACAAUCCUGUGGAUCUGGGCAAAUGAAAAUGUUUCAGGAAGUUUCUGCAGGAAAUGCUUUUGGUCCAGGUACUGAGGGACAAGUAGAAAGAUUUGAAACAGUUGGCAUGGAGGCUGCGAUUGAUGAAGGAAUGCCUAAAAGUUACUUACCACAGACUGUACGGCAAGGCGGCUACAUGCCUCAGUGAAGGACUAUAGUUCCUGCUACAACUUCAGCAGUACCUAUAAAGUAAAGCUAAAAUUAUUUUAGCUGUGAAUUCAGAUUUUAAAAAGUCUUCACUCUCUGAAGAUGAUCAUUUGCCCUUAAGGACAAAAAUGAACUGAAGUUUCACAUGAGCUAUUUCCAUUCCAGAAUAUCUGGGAUUCUACUUUAAGCACUACAUAAACUGACUUUAUCCUCAGACUAGCUGAAUGAUUUUGUGCUGUUUCAGGAUGUUUGCACUGAAGAAAAACAGAAAGCUUAUCUGAAAUUUAUAAAACUUUUUGUUUUGCUACAUAGAAAACAGAAGGUAUUUAAUAAGCGGUGAUAUGCUUAGUGAGCACAGCUAUACUGAUUUUGAUUAGAAUAGUCAUCAAAGUGGCUUAGGGACAGUUAAUAUAAAAGAUUAGAGGAGCAAGGUGUAGACCAUCUACUUCCGCUAAAAUAAGUUAAAAAGAGGUCCAUAGGCCAUAACUGUAUGAGCCCAGCUUUUGUAAUCUGACAAAAAAAUGAGGAGCAGCCUCAUGUAUAUCAGUGUACACAGUAUUCCUUAGGUCCCUUCCAUUGGUAGUGAUGCUGCGAGUUAUUACUGGAGAAAAGGAAUUCUAGAGCUUUAACUUGGCAGAUUAAAAGUACUCAUUUUUUAUUCAUCAAUAAUUAGUAAUCUCACUAGUUUUCAAAAAUUUUCGUAUUAUUGACAACCUCUUUGAAGAUCCAUUUCACAAACUCAACAGAGUGCCAUGAUAAGAGCUAGGGAACCCCCAAACUAUCUCAAGCAUCUAAAAAAUUGCCAUUUUUAAAGGCUUAAAUUGUAGUAGUAAAGGGGAAAAAGGAAGUAGUAGUAAAGGGGAAAAAAAAAACCCUAAAGCAUCUAAAAAUUGGCAUUUUAAAAGGCUUAAAUUGCUAAUGAUAUACACACAUAUAUACACAUAGUAAAGGGGAAAAAGGAAGUAGUAGUAAAGGGGAAAAUAAAACCCUAAAGCAUCUAAAAAAUUGGCAUUUUAAAAGGCUUAAAUUGCUAAUGAUAUACACACAUAUAUACACGUAUCAUUGACUUUUCUUAAGACUUCAGAGUAUUGGGUAGAUGAACACUUUAUACAGUAUAUAUCUUCAGCUUAAAUUUGUUUCGAGUAUUUUUUUUAAUUUUUAAGUAGGCAAAGAUUUAAAUUUUUUUUUAGUAAAUGUUUGAAGCAAACUAAGACGACUUGGGCAAUAUUUACCAAAACAAAACAGAACCCCAAAAAAUGUACAUCUUGAUCUUAGCAAAUAUCGUUAUUGUAGAGACACUUUUAAUAAAGAGAUGGUAUUUUAAUAUCUGCAGUUCUGAGGUAGGGUGGAACUUAGUUCUACAUUGUGAUUUAGGAAUUUUUAAAACCUUUUUUCUUCAAGGGAGAAGUGACCCAGGCCUCGAGUUUAGUGCUAAAGCCACUAGUGUACUUAUGCUGUCCCCUAAUCACCACAUGCGAUAAUGGAGGCAGAUGCUAAAUAUAGGGGCUUUCUUAAGAAAGUAAGGAAAUUAGCAAGCGUUAUUAGUGAUUGACUACUGCUAUCAAGUGAAUUCAAAGGAAACAGGUUUUCAUGCCGUAUUUAAGUUACAGAAACCAGGCAUGCUUAGAAUAGAAAGCUAAGAAAACUUGUUAUGCAUUUACAGUUGAAAUAUAAUUACACUUUUUACUCUCAGAAUAUUGUUCACAUUAGACUUCCUGUUUAUCUUUUAUAUUCUUGCAUUUAUAUAAUGCCUGAUCCUUUCAAAGUUCUUUCACAUAUGAUCUUUAUGAAAAAAAGUAGAUGCUUUAUUCUGAUAUAUUCAGUUUCCCACUUUAGGCAAAAGUAGAUUAAUAGAAUGACGAAUUCAAAGUAGAUGAGGAAAAUCAGGCACAGAGAAGUAAAAGUAGGAUAGACCCAAAUUUACACAAGAUAAUGACAUCAUCACCAGCUUUUAAGUUGAUCAUCAAAGGCUGGGCUGGGUUUGUCUCGCUAUAUGUGUCAGGAAAUUUAUACAUUUUCCAUUUUUUCAAAAUAAGUCACAUGACUGUAAUGUUUAGCUGCAACUUUCCUCAUAACAAAUAGUGUCAUGAAGAAUGUUGUAGUGUGAAGUUUGUACAUUUCAGGGUCAGAUAUACAAUGUGAACUCUUGAUCUACAGGAAUGAGAAUGGAGGAUCAUUGAAGGCCACGAUAUAAACAAAUUUGCAUGUUGAAGCCUGUAUAAAACAUGGUACAGUGAGUGAAUAGACCCCCAUCCCCAAGAACACUUUAUACAUAUUAAAUGGAUAUAUGAUUACUGUGCAAAAAUUCAUUCUGGAAAUGAACAUAUAUUUGAGCACUAAUAUGUAAUGUACAUCGUCUGCCCUAAGGAGAAAACAAAUUAUAAAACUUUUUACAUUCAAAAUUACUUUCCCGAGCAUGUCUUAGAAUAAUCUCUGUGUUGAUGCAUGUAAAUUGUAUUUUAGUUAGGCAAAGAAACAAAUCUGGUUAUUUAUGUAAAAACUAGUCUAAUAAAGUUACUGGCUUUAUCACUUUAAAUCUUUAGUGUCUAAAAGUGGUGUUUAAAGUAAUAGCACAUCAGAAAACCUUGGCUGGACAAAACUAGUUCACUCACUGCUUCUGCACCUGCAGUUGCUCCCUUUAGGGUUAUAAAAAAAAGGACCCAAAUGUUACAUGUGUUGAUAUUAUAACUUGUCAGUUACUGAUGUCUGUGGUAUCCUACCCUCAUCUCUGAAAGGGAUAAUACUGAAUACUUUGUACCAUUAAAACCUAAAAUUUUAAUCCUGUCCUUUUUUACUAUGGAUCAGUCGGCACUCGGGAACAGAGCAGCAAGGAAAACAAGCAAAUUUCAUUCACGUGUUCUGUGUUCAUACCUCUUCUCUACCUAAUUGUUCAUUUAAAUUUCAGCCUUAUUCCUUGAUGAUAAGGGAUUUUACCACAUGAAGUCAUCCAGUGACCCUAGCUCUUAUUGUGAAGUUAGUGGAGUAUACUUAGAAAUGUUACAACUUUAAAAUGUUACAAAACAUUUAUUAAAGCUCAUAUUUAAAGUAGAGCAUCUAGUUUGAGAAAUAGAAAUCAAUUAUUAAAGAUGUCUUUUUCCUACCCAUUUAACUAGUUAAAGCCAUGACAUGUAAAUGUAAAAGUAGAAUGAUCAUAGAAUUCCCUAAAAUAUUUCUGUUUACUAACAUAUUGACCAAGUACAUCAAGCAGGAGAGAUCUUCCUUCAUUCUGUUAUAGUCCACAUCAUUCUAAUUUUGCUCAGUUGUUAUUAAGAGCAUAUUCCUAAACCAUACACUUUUGUUUCAAUAAAGUUUUAUUUUGUUGAGAUGAAUAACAGUUAUAAGCUACAUAAGACAAAAGUUCAACUGUUCAAAAAAAUUUACUGGGAUAGCUUUCUAUUAUAGGUAUUGUUAGAUUAUAUUGCGCUGAUAAGAUUACUUUCUAAAAAGUUUGUACUUUUCUGUAAAUUAAAAGAAUAUGGAGUCAUAAAAUGGCAAGGGUUUUAGGAUUAGCCUAAAAUUGGACAUUGUCAUCAAUUUCAAAGAAGGUAUGAACUAGCAGUCUUACAGCCUAAUUCUUUGGACUGGUCCUUGGCAGCAGUUCCUUUUCAGACUCGAUAAACAGAAUUCAGACAGAUGUAAGUCAAAACAAAACUUUACAAAGCCAAGCUUAUUAUCUUUUGCAUUAACCUAUUUUUUUCCAUCAUACAUGCUACUAGUAUGUGCAUUAGCAUGAUAUUCUCAUGUACGUUGCAUUAAAAAUUAAAAGGCAGCUCAGGGUGAGCUCUUCCGUUGCUCAUUUGUUCCUAAAUUUUUAAGGGCUUUUCCUCAGUCAGUAGUUUGUACAAACUGGUUAGUUUAAUUUCAUUGCCCAUUUCAUUAAAGUUGAUGGAUCGUGUAAUGAGAUGCAUUUAAGGCUGAUAGUGAUAGAUGUUUUUUUAUUUCUUGAACACAAGCUUUGUCUGAGUGAUGUUCUUUUAUCUCUUGAACACAAGCUUUGAAUGAUAACUACAGGUUUUAAGUGCUGUUACAUUAAUACCAUAAUGUGAUAUGUUAGAAACAAAGGGAUAUUUCAAAGGUAGAUAUUUGAAAAUUCUCUAGUCUCAAUGUAUAUGUGUAUUGAAUAUACUCUAAAAAUAAAUGUGCAAUUUGCUAGUAGGACAAUGCAGUGACUAGCAUUAGGUAUGUCUCUUUUAUAUCCUAGCUAUGUCCCACUUUCUUCUAAGUGCAAUCCUUUCAUGUUCACUUGCUGUUUUACCCCAUCUACUCUAACUUCAUUUGGAAGGCUUGUCUAGAGUAUAGCAUGUAUUUUUACCUUUGCAGUGAAUUGCAUGUGCUAAUUGUAACUACAGCUAUUUUCAUGUUGACAUAACUCCAAAUGUUAUAUUAAAUGUUCUAUUAUAUAUUAGCUCUAAUCCCUUAAGUAAAUUUUAAGAAAUAAAUUCUUGUUCAAAUUUUUUCUGUA